Xenopus tropicalis (tropical clawed frog) is the source of this 5358-nucleotide messenger RNA. RefSeq names its product tripartite motif containing 23 (gene trim23). Gene Ontology annotation, cellular component: cytoplasm; Golgi membrane; lysosomal membrane. Bases 467 to 2200 code for a protein of 577 amino acids. The transcript has 11 exons. Gene Ontology annotation, molecular function: zinc ion binding; ubiquitin protein ligase activity; GTP binding. NCBI's taxonomy places the organism in Eukaryota, Metazoa, Chordata, Amphibia, Anura, Pipidae. The record is from RefSeq and is a predicted model, not a curated record.
CGCAUGCGCAGAGGCUUUUUCCGCUUCUCAGUUCUAUUAUUCACAUUGCAACAGAGCCCUGCAAAACUUUUAUUUCGACAAAAGCUGCAGAACCACAGAAUCGCCGUCUCUGCUAUCUAUCAUUUUGUUUUUGUUUCAGGGGAAAAAUAUGAGGGCACGUUUGCCAAUGUUUAAGAUGGCGCCUUAUAGCGUUAGCUCCCAUUUUUCUGAGGCAAGAGACUGAGUUGGGUUAUAGCUAUUGGGUGAAACCACUUUGCGGUUUCGCUAGUAAUAGUUUUAAAAGCCUUUUGCUCAGUCGGUGGUGUCAUACGGAUUAGACUUCUCAGAUUGCUACUGUUAUGAACCUAAGUAGAUAUAUUCAUUGUUUUUUAAAACAGGGUUUAUUCUUAAAUAAUGCCAUUUUCAACACCAGGAUUCACAUGAUUUCUCAACCCUCUACCCGAAGUGGUACGGUCCAGCUGUCAACAUGGCUGUCGCUGUAAACAGACACGGCGGCCCUGGAAGAAUGGAGGGCAGCGGACGGCAGAGCCGGACCGGUCCGGGGGGAGCAGUAAAGGUUCUGGAAUGUGGUGUCUGUGAAGAUGUCUUUUCACUGCAAGGAGAUAAAGUUCCACGUUUGCUGCUUUGCGGCCAUACUGUGUGCCAUGACUGUCUAACACGCCUGCCUCUUCAUGGCAGAGCCAUACGCUGUCCAUUUGACAGACAAGCUACUGAACUAGGAGACUCUGGUGUGUGGGGCUUAAAGAAAAAUUUUGCAUUACUGGAACUCCUGGAGCGGUUGCAGAAUGGUGCCAGUAGUCAGUGUAGCACUGUAGAAGAGGCAAUGGGCGGCUCUGGAGAGAGCAUUGUACGCUGUGAUGAAGAUGAAGCCCAUGUAGCAUCUGUGUACUGCACAGUCUGUGCAACCCAUCUCUGUGCAGACUGCUCCUUGAAUACACAUUCCACUAAAACACUGGCCAAGCACCGACGUGUUCCUUUAGCUGAUAAGCCUUAUGAAAAGACUUUGUGCUCUCAGCACCAAGUCCAUGCUAUAGAGUUUGUUUGUUUGGAAGAUGGCUGCCAGCCCAGUCCUCUGAUGUGCUGUGUCUGCAAAGAAUAUGGAAAACAUCAGGGACACAAGCAUGCUGUUCUGGAAAGCGAAGCAAGCCAGAUCCGUGCUUCAAUUUUGGAUAUGGCACACUGUAUAAGGACAUUUACAGAAGAGAUCUCUGAGUACUCCAGGAAACUGACUGGCAUUGUUCAGCAGAUCGAAGGAGGGGAGCAGAUUGUUGAGGAUGGCAUUGGAAUGGCUCACACAGAACAUGUUCCCGGAACCGCUGAGAAUGCCCGGUCCUGUGUCAGAGCCUAUUUUUCCGACCUACAUGAAACACUUUGCCGCCAGGAAGAAAUGGCCCUCAGUGUCGUUGAUGCCCAUGUGAGAGAACAGCUAAUGUGGCUUCGGCAGCAGCAGGAAAACAUGACUAUUCUCUUGUCUGAAGUGUCAACUGCUUGUCUGCACUGCGAGAAGGCUCUCCAGCAGGAUGACUGCAGAGUGGUGCUUGCCAAGCAGGAGAUUACGCGACUUUUAGAGACUUUACAGAAACAGCAGCAGCAGUUUACAGACCUUGCAGAUCACAUCCAACUGGACUCCAGUAUCCCUGUCACAUUCACAAAGGAUAAUAGAGUUCAUAUUGGCCCAAAAAUGGAAAUUCGUGUUGUGACAUUGGGAUUAGAUGGAGCAGGAAAAACCACCAUUUUGUUUAAGCUAAAACAAGAUGAGUUCAUGCAACCCAUCCCAACAAUUGGUUUUAAUGUGGAGACUGUCGAAUACAAAAACCUGAAGUUUACAAUUUGGGAUGUUGGAGGCAAACACAAACUUAGGCCACUGUGGAAACAUUAUUACCUUAAUACCCAAGCCGUGGUGUUUGUAAUCGAUAGCAGUCACCGGGAGAGAGUCACUGAAGCACACAGUGAACUUUCAAAGCUGCUUACUGAGAAGGAACUGCGAGAUGCUCUGCUGCUAAUAUUUGCCAAUAAACAGGAUGUAACAGGUGCCCUCUCAGUGGAAGAAAUGACUGAGCUCCUGAGUCUUCACAAACUGUGCUGUGGCCGCAGCUGGUACAUCCAGGGCUGUGAUGCCAGGAGUGGUAUGGGGCUCUAUGAUGGUCUUGACUGGCUCUCAAGGCAACUGGUGGCAGCCGGUGUGCUUGAUGUUGCCUAACUGAAGCCAGGGGCAAGUAAUCUAUGUGUGAGCAGCUGUUGCUAACACUACAGUGGCCUGUCUGAGAAUAGCCUAAAACAUGUCUAACCAGCCCGUGGCGCUGUGAUUGUUGGCCUGCUGGGAGCCCCACAGGUUGGUUAAGGCUAGUUUGAAAACAUAACUGUAUUGACAGCUAGAAAACAUAUCUCUUUACGUCACUUUACUAUAGCUAGUGCAAAAACUCCCCGGAAUUAGUAGUUUUUGUGAUGCCUGACUGUGAAGGUUGGAAAUACAACUAAUUAGCUAGGUAAGAAAUUGUUGCUCUUAUUUAAUAUGUUUAACAGUCUAAUGUUUACACUACAGUAACAGUAUUAAACAAAACGACACAUUAAAGCCUUUCCCACCAUAGCCGUGGAAUUGUUACAUCUUAGGUUACAUUUAACCCACUAACCACCGCUGCAGCGCAGCUUGGCAAUGAAUGGGUUAAAGGUGGCCCAUGACCAGUCCAAAUAAGCUGCGUGUGUGUGCAGGACAUUUCCAUCCAUGCCUCCAGCUGUAUUAGUAUGUGUUUAAGAGGCAGUUUCAGUGUAAGUGGUGUAGCAGUGAAUUAACGUUAGCUUGUGGCUUAAGCAAUCGGGAGCGUAGCUUACGAGGUGCAUUAAAACCAUAAACAGUAGUUGAGCGGCUUUAUUUUCUUUUUGCAUUGGCUUCUGUGCUUUUGUGUGUUAUAGGCAAUGCCAUGCUCAUGAAAUAGUGAGGCUUCAGCCCUGCAGCUUUGAGGCGUGACUUUAAAUAUGGCACAGUUGCACAGCAUGGGGAUCAGCCAGAAUCCCAGUCGGUAACCUAGUACAAUAAAUGAACAUAUGUACAGCUGCUUUCAGUGUGCUUUUAACUUUUCUACUUAGAAACAUUCAGCAGUGGCACAUGUCAUCACUUCACUUACAUUUCUGUAGUAACAAAUAGGUGAAUAAGCAAAAGAGCAGAGUCUGCGCACAGGUUAAUUAAUAGUCGAGCAGGGUGAGUGCAGCCCUGCAAGGGGGAUACUUCCCAGCCUACCCACAGGCUUCUUAGACUUUAAUAUGCCCCAUUAUCUUAAUAUAAUCCAGCCCAGGAACAUGAAAUGUAUCAGAACACGGGCUCUAAAGGGAGGUCCUUUUAUUUAAUCCGCUGCCCAGAGACGUAUUCCUUAUGGUUGUGCCUGUGCUAAUAACAUAAUCAUGUUCUAAAUGCACACAAAAUUAUGUAUUGUAAAUAGAGAAGAGGUAUGGUCAGAAAUCCUCUGAACAGGGAAUACACAGAAUAUAAAUUUUUAGGACACAUGCGCACAUGGGGUCUGUAAAUGCUCCAGAGGCCAUUUUGGGGACAAUAUCUGCCCCUUGUGUAAAGUCAGGGUGACAGUGCUGCCUUGAGACUCAGAGUUGUAUUGGCAGUUUCCCUCUGGCAGAGAAAACAUGAAGAGUGACAUUAGUGUGUAUAUGUCAGGCAGUGCCUUGCCCGGUGGGCACCCUAGGAAUGCUCAUAGUUUAUUGAGAAGGGAAUGAUGUAAAAGUGAUUUUAGUACGAGCACUAUCUGUAAUGUGUCACUAUAUCCACUGCCUGCCGGAAUCUCUCCUAGUGUUGCCAAACACACAGGGACAGUUUUUGGAUAGAGAAAGGGGCAUUUAGCUUAAUUACAUUGUGUAUGACAUCAGGCAUGUCCAGUUUGCAGUCCCCCCUGCUGCUGUGUAAAAGUGCAGUAUUCACAUUGCACAGUGACUGUACUCUCCAGGCUGAUUAGAGUGAGGGGUGGUUUCGGGGAGAUUCUGUGUAGUGAUAUAAAUGCUGUGCAAGUUAUAGCCUGUGAUGCCUCCCAGGGCUAAAGGGCAAGAUGAGGUACUGCAGAUGACAAAGCUGUCAAUUCUAACUCAAAGCCAUCUCCUAUAAAUGGCAAACCUUGUUUUAAUCUGUUUGGGGGAAAAAUAUCACAAAGCAAGAGCAGGUUUUGUUUGACAUAGGUUUCUUAAGCAACGGCCUAACCCCUGCAGCAUCAUGGAGAAGCCCCUCUUCAUAAUCUGGUAACUUGCCGCAUAGGGGCUUCGCAAGGUUCUGCCCUUUCCAGCCAAUAUAUUUGACUAUCUGCCUUUGCAUGACAGCCCCUGACCCUGUGAUUCAGCUUGUGAAUGUUUAUUGGUCUAUAAGUUCCCCCGCACGGAGAUCAAGGACCCAACAGCAACUGCAUGUACCAGACUUCUGUCUAGUGAGGAACCAAUAGGCAAUUAGGCAAUUAGAUCAAUGUAAAGUGGCCAUAGAGCACCAUGUCCAUGCAUUUAGAUAUGUGGAAGUUCAGUCCAUGUGUGUCUACCUUAACUCGUACCCCAAACCCAGCUUAUGAGCAGAAAUAUACAGCUUCAUUUUUCGUUCAUUUUUCACUUUUUCAGUAAAUGUUACAAUGAUGCAAAGGAAAUGUUAUGGAGUGAUUGUGCCUUUUUAUGGCCAAAUGUAUACAAAUAAAAGGGAGAAAGUUACAAUACAGGCCCUGCAUUGUAUUUAGUUGCACUUUGUUGUGGACCCUGUGACCUGUUACUUUUGUCCAGAGAUGCACCAAAUCCACAGUUUUAGGAUUUGGCUGAAUACUGAAUCCACCACAAAAGGCUGACUCCAAACCCUAAUUUAUAUAUACAAGUUAUUACCCUGUCAAUUUUUUAAAAAAUUGCAACAUGCAAAAAAUAAUUGUUACCUUCAGUCGCCACGCAGUCCAAAGUCACCUGAUGUUGAGGAUUUGGCUUGUCCAGGACCAAGGCCCAGCCGGAUCCCAAACCAAUUCAGGAUUUGGUGCACCUCUACUUGUCCAGACACCUCAGAGAGAAGGAAGCACAAAGGAAAGAAUAUUUAGGGUGUGACAAAAUAAUGUGUCCUGAGAGUGUAUUUAUGUCUAGUUGCUUGGCUGGUCCGACCUGGGCUGUAACUGUGGAUGGAGUCUCAGCGAAGACCUUGCUGAUACAUGUGGAAGCGGUUGCACGGCGUUCGGCUAGCCUGCCUGCCUACGCUCUUGCAUUAAGGACAUUUGGAACUUUCUUUUUUCUGUUGUUUCUGAUCUUUCUGGACCUUGUUUUGUAGAUCUGAGUAGCCACUCUCUAACUCAUGUAACCAUUUCCUGCUUCUCAUGAAUGAACUCUAAGAAUAAACCACUUGUCCUCACA